CCCUCUCUGUGCUAGUACUUCCGGGUCCUGAUGUUUACAGUGGGAGCCGCUCAGCAGCUGCGGACUUUGUUUGUUUGUUUGUUUGUUUGAGUGGCUCAGAAAGUCACGUGGUUCAGCGAAACAUGUUCAGCUGCUGCUGCUCUCUGCGCAUGACAACUGCAGGCUCUAAUUUCUAACUCUGGUGCUGCGCAGACUCACUGAAGCUAACCAAGCUAACCAAGCUAAGCUGCUGACGUCAGGUCGAUGUUUCACGUCAGUGGCUCACAGACACGUUUUCUCCUCAAGCUGCAGAAGAUUCAGAUCUGAAGGUCCAGUAACGCAGAAACCAUGAAGAAGAAACCGCGGCGUCUAAAGAUCUCAUCGCCCCAGACAGCCGCCGAUGGAUGCAGCAGGAAGACUGGAGCCAGGGAGACUCUGCUGACCUCAGUCCCCUCAACCACAGACGACUUGUCCCCUGAAAGGACGGCGAUGGACACAAACUCACACUUCAGCGUGAAAAAAGACAACGAAGAGAAAGAUCCAGAGAGCAAAUCCAGAUGUUCGGUAGGAAGGACGUCCAGCGCUGUCUGUCGUCUCUGCCAUGGAAAGUUCUCCCCGCGCAGUCUAAGGCAUGUCUUCAGCAGGUGGCAGCGGCCCCUGGACCCGGCCGCCCCCUCGCCCCUCCCGUUCCAUUCGGACUUCCAGCGUUUGGUCGGGGUCCGAUUGGACCGGGAUCCGCGGCUCUCAGACUUCAUCUGCAAAAGGUGCCACACGAAGUUCUACAAGUGCCACAGCAUCCUGCGGCGGUUCCUGCAGAGGGUCAACCUGCCGGCGCUCGGAACCGGGAACCGGAAUAACCUGAAGGGUCCGAACGCACCGGCAAACGAUUCGCCAGGAAAACCAGCGUGUUUCCCGUCUUCAGAACCGCCAUGCUUCGCCUCUGACCCAAAGUGCCUUCACAGCCUGGUGGGCUGGGCGCACCGCCACGGUGAGGCCUGCACUUCCUGCCCCGACCUGAAGGAGGUGCUGGAGGGGCGGUGCGGGGGCUCCCUGAGGGCCAUAUGGGGGUGCGCCGACGGCCAUCGUUACAUCAUGGACACUCAGAGCGCCACCGCCGGUUACCUGGGAGACCAGGUGGGCUACUGGGGCGGAGCCUCGUGGAGGCGGAGCAACGAAGAGGAUGGAGACGAGAAGGUUCUGGAUGGACGGAUGAACCCAGAAACCCAACAGAACCAGGACGACUGGGCUGAAGGCUUUCCUGAAGAGGCGACAUCUCCGGCAGCUGCCCCACUCCAGGACCGGACCGCCGACAGCGACAUGUCGGACAGGGCAAUCUCUGAGGAGGAGCUCCAGGAGAACCGGACCCGGUCCGAUGAGGAGAUGUUUGACCCAGUCCAGAACCAGAGAACCUCUAGGCUCAGCAGAACCCGGAGGAGGCAGAACCCAAAAACCUCAGAGGAAUCCAGAGUCCGAAAAAAACCUGGACCCAAACCGGGCUGGAAGAACCAGUUCCGGCCCAAAGGGGAGGAGCUUCCCAACAUCUACAAGUGUCCGUACCAGGGCUGCACUGCCGUCUACCGAGCGCCUGACGGGUUAAAGAAACACAUUAAGGAGCAUCAUGAGGACAUGAGGGAGCGGCCGUGUCCCCAUCCCGGCUGCAACAAGGUGUUCAUGAUUGACCGCUACCUGCAGAGGCACAUCAAGCUCAUCCACACAGAGGAGAGGAACUACAUCUGUGAUCAGUGCGGUCAGACCUUCAAGCAGCGGAAACACCUGUCGGUUCAUCAGAUGAGACAUUCAGGAGCCAAACCGCUGCAGUGCGAGGUGUGCGGCUUUCAGUGCCGCCAGCGGGCGUCCCUCAAGUAUCACAUGACCAAACACAAAGCCGAGUCCGACCUGGCCUUCGAGUGCCGGACCUGCCGAAAGCGCUUCGAGAAACCACACAACCUGAACGUCCACAUGUCCAUGGUCCACCCGCCGGUUCUGGCUGAGGCCCGGCAGGCCGGCCCGGUUCGCCUGCAGACCAUCGGCCUCACCGGAGAGCUGGUCCCCCAGGACCAGGACAGAUGACAGCCGGGGGUCGGGUCCAGAGGAGUCUGCAGCUGGACGCAGUUUUUCACAAGGUCCUUCAGACGGAACCAGGAAGCAGAACUCAGCCGGGUUCGUCUGAAUCUCCCUGUCGAAGCAACAGACCAAUAUUUGAUCCCAUCCAUUAUGAUGGGCGUUUAGAAGUACAGCUGCAGCCGGCCCUUAUUACCAUUUCAUAACAAUGACGCUUUAUUUUGAAGGUCUGUUUUUUCAGCUCUGUGCAACAUUUCGGUGGAGCAUCAGUUAAACCAGAUUUCUAAAUCCUCACGGUUUUCUAUUUAUUCAUUAUACUCCAUGACUGAUGAAGUCGCUUGUUCAGAUUUCUCUGGAUUAUUUGGGUUUAAAAGCCCAGAACUCGGUUCAGUUUGAUCAGAUAUUAAUGUUCAGAUGAGCAGGAUGUGGAGUUCCUGUUUCAGCCACCAGAGGGCGCUGGAGUUCAGUAAUGUGAUGCUAUUGCAGGACUUAAGUCUUUGGUUCUGGAAUCACUCCUAUUAUUCCAGAUUCACGUUUCUAACAAUUGGGCUGCUGGUCAGACAAUGAACUAUUUAAAAGCUGAUGUUUGCAGUUGAUGCACCAGGUGGCGCUGUACUUAAUGUCAGCAGCAGGAAGGAGAAGGAGGAGGAGGAACUGGUUUUAUUCUAUUUAGGAUUCAUGUUACUGCAGAAAAAUCUGAAAAAUAAAAAGUUUCCAUGAAACCGA
Messenger RNA from Poeciliopsis prolifica (blackstripe livebearer), 2766 nucleotides. RefSeq names its product zinc finger protein 276 (gene znf276). Gene Ontology annotation, molecular function: DNA-binding transcription factor activity, RNA polymerase II-specific; RNA polymerase II cis-regulatory region sequence-specific DNA binding; transcription coregulator activity. Lineage: Eukaryota; Metazoa; Chordata; Actinopteri; Cyprinodontiformes; Poeciliidae. Bases 328 to 2049 code for a protein of 573 amino acids. Gene Ontology annotation, biological process: regulation of transcription by RNA polymerase II. The transcript has 12 exons. Gene Ontology annotation, cellular component: nucleus. The record is from RefSeq and is a predicted model, not a curated record.